This is a messenger RNA of Halichondria panicea, 5902 nucleotides long. RefSeq names its product DNA excision repair protein ERCC-6-like. The record is from RefSeq and is a predicted model, not a curated record. The transcript has 22 exons. Gene Ontology annotation, molecular function: ATP binding; ATP-dependent chromatin remodeler activity. Gene Ontology annotation, biological process: transcription-coupled nucleotide-excision repair. Bases 83 to 4117 code for a protein of 1344 amino acids. Gene Ontology annotation, cellular component: nucleus. Lineage: Eukaryota; Metazoa; Porifera; Demospongiae; Suberitida; Halichondriidae.
GCUGGCUCAGCUACAUUGCCACCAUUGAUGCAUCAUCAUCAGGAGCUCAGCUUAGUCCAUUAAUUGUCAGCACAGUACAGUAAUGGCUACCCCCGGCCAGGAGAAGGUUGACCAUGGCGUCAAGAUUGACUCUAAUCUCAUUCCUACAGUGUCUGGUGAUGAUGACCUGAGUGGUCUCGGUGUCAGUGUGUAUAAUCAAGAGGACUUUGAGGCUGCUGUACUGAGGCAGAUAGACACUGAGGUACAGAGGAGAAACGCUGACCAGGCAAAGGCUUUCCUCGUUAAGCAGUACAACAACGUCCAAUCAGAACUCAGGACUGUACAAGCUGAGUUGAAGACCAUCUCCAAGGGGAUAGCGGUACUCUUGUCUCAACCCCUCUCUCAUGUUGUGCUCAAGCUGAGGGAGUUGCGGGCCAGUCAGGAGGUCAAGAGAAAGCAGAUAUCAUCCUUACAAGCUAGAGAGCAGACCUUCCUAAGGAAACUGUCAGGCAAAGAAGAUCCUCUCAGUUCUAUCGAUGUGGUUAGUACCCUCGGCCAAACAACAGAGGCCAUCUCCUCUGAAAGACAAAGACUGAUAGAAACUGGACAAAUCACGCCAUUCGAUACUCUCACAUCAUCAUCAUUACAACCUUCUCAAUCAACAAUCUCCUCCAUUGAUAAUUCACCAACUAUUCAGCCAUCAACCACCACUAACUCAAGACUGGAUGCAAUCACACCUGACUCCCUCACAGGGCCAUCAUCAUCCAACACAACAACUUGGGGAGUGAAGCCACAACGCAUCUCUCCCACACUUCAACUCAGCACUGCUAGCUUUGAUGGCCUCUUCUCUCAAUCAACUCCCUCAGCAAACACUGCCAAGAAAGCCACUGGCAAAAGCCGUAAUGGUAAGAACAAAGCCAAGCCUUCGCCCUCUCUUGAUUCCAGAAGCAGUUCAAGUGUGUCCAUAGCAUCAGGAGCAAGUACACCGAUCCCUGCUGAUCUCCCUGGAGGCUCUUAUAUGGUGAACACCUCCUCCACAGUUCCCACACAGACAGGAAAUGAGGCCACACCCUUUAGCAGAGAGGAUAUGGAAGAAUGGAUGCCAACAAUCCAAGAACUGGAAAAUUUUGACUCCGAAGAAAGUGCUGAGAGUGAGUACUACACUGAUGAUGAGUUAGGUGGUGGUCCGCCUAAACGCAAGCGCCGCCUCAGAGCAUUGUCUAGUGAUGAUAUGGAUAGUGGUGAUGACGGUACAAAGAGGAAGAAGGGGCGUGGCAGUGGGCGGGGCAAGAGGGCUUGUACUGACUCAGCAGAUCAACGGAAGCAUCUUGAUGACGGUGAUGAACAGCUGUACAAGAUGAGAAUAAGUGAGGUGUGUAGAGUGGAGCCUUGUGAGGAGGAUAUGGUGUUUAAUGGUGGCCUCAGAAUACCUGCUGUUAUCUGGAGGAGACUGUACAGGUACCAACAGACUGGAGUGAAGUGGCUGUGGGAGUUGCACUGUCAGCAGGCUGGAGGGAUAGUGGGCGAUGAGAUGGGACUGGGCAAGACCAUUGAAAUGAUAGCCUUCCUCACUGGCCUGCAAGUCAGUAACCUGCGGAGUCACACCACAAGGGAGCUUGGAUUAGGGCCGUGUCUGGUUGUGUGCCCUGCCACUGUGAUGCAUCAGUGGGUGUCUGAGUUCCAUUCUUGGUGGGCCCCAUUCCGUGUGGCAGUCCUCCAUGAAACAGGAACCUUCUCUGGAGACAGGCACAUUCUUGUGGAGAGAAUCGUGAAAGAGUGCGGAGUCCUGGUAACCACGUACGCUGGUAUCAGGAUAUAUCAAGACCUCCUCCUCAAACACAAGUGGGACUACCUUGUAUUGGACGAGGGACACAAGAUACGCAAUCCUGACGCUGAAAUAACCCUCGCCUGCAAACAGUUUCCCACCCCUCAUCGCAUCAUCCUCUCUGGGUCACCAAUGCAAAACAACCUUCGAGAGUUGUGGUCUUUGUUUGAUUUCGUGUUCCCUGGCAAGUUGGGCACUCUGCCAGUGUUCCUGGAGCAGUUCUCAGUGCCCAUCAUCAUGGGAGGCUAUGUCAAUGCCACUGAGGUACAGGUACAGACUGCAUACAGAUGUGCUUGUGUUCUGAGAGACACUAUUAAUCCUUAUCUCUUGCGGAGGAUGAAGGCGGACGUCAAGAUACAACUACCUGAUAAGAAUGAACAAGUGUUAUUCUGUCACCUGACAGACUAUCAACACGAGGUGUACAGUGACUACCUCAAGGGGUCAGAGGUCGAGAGAGCACUGUCCGGGAGGAAACAGGUGUUCUCUGCUCUGACGACACUGCGUAAGCUAUGCAAUCAUCCUGACCUGGUUACCAAUGACUACAGCGAGCAGGUGACUCUCAGUGGUGGCAACAAAAAGAAAAAAAAAGCAUCUCAAAUUGCAGACACCCCCAAAGCCAACAUCAAAAAGCUGCUGCCCGCCCCCUCCAAGAGUGGAGAGGAUGUGUAUGGCUACUACAAACGCUCUGGCAAGAUGAUAGUGAUUCACUCUCUGCUGCGUCUGUGGCAGGGCCAGGGACACAGAGUGCUCCUCUUCUCGCAGUCUAAGCUCAUGUUGGACAUAUUGGAGAGUUUUGUGUGUACGGAGGGCUACACACACGUGAGGAUGGAUGGGGGAACACCAGUCGCAGCAAGGCAGCCACUUGUCAACAGGUUUAACCAGGAUUCAUCAAUAUUCGUGUUCCUGCUGACGACACGAGUGGGUGGUCUGGGGGUUAAUCUGACGGGGGCUAACAGAGUGAUCCUGUAUGAUCCAGACUGGAACCCAUCCACUGAUACCCAGGCCAGGGAGAGGGCGUGGCGUAUUGGACAAACACGUCAUGUGACUGUCUAUCGUCUCCUCACCUCUGGCACCAUCGAGGAGAAGAUCUAUCACAGACAAAUCUUCAAACAGUUUCUAACGAAUCGAGUGCUCAAAGAUCCUCGCCAGCGAAGAUUCUUCAAAACUAACGAUAUCUACGAUCUCUUCACGCUUGACUCGACUGCCAAGGACGGUACUACAGAAACCAGCGCCCUAUUUGCUGGCACGGGGUCAGAGGUCACUCCUAAGAAGUCUAGGAAACGAAGUGAAAGGAAGAGCAGUAAAAAAGUGAAAAAAAGGAAAACUUCAGUUUCGAGAAAACGCUCAAGUUGUUCGGCUAAAGAUUUGACUACCUCACCAGCUAUAUUACAGACUGCUAGUGGAGUGUCUACUGGUGAGGUUAUGGACAUAAGUGGUAGUGGAUUGGAUGGUGGGUCUGUAGCGGUGGAUGAGCCACAUGUUCUGACAGCACCAGAUGAUGACGUUGUGGUUGUAAAAAGAAAGAAGAGAAAGCACAAGAGUCGGAGGGGUGUGGUUGAUGGGUGUGAGGUGGAGGGGCUGGAGCACACGUGUGUGUACCAGCCAGGUAGUGGCGAUGAGGGGAGCAAUCAGAAGCAGGACGACUUUAUACUCAAGAAACUAUUCAAGAAGACAGGAGUGCACAGUGCCAUGCAGCAUGAUGUCAUCAUGAACAGUGCUGAUCCUGACUAUAUGCUAGUGGAGGCUGAGGCUAGUAAGGUUGCCAAGAGUGCAGUCAAGGCAAUGAAGGCAUCACGUCGGCAAUGUCACAACAGUAUAAGAUGGGGCAGGCCCACCUGGACAGGCAGCUCUGGAGUAGCUGGUGCCCCGGGACUCAGGUUCGGGGAUGGUUCUGGAGCCGUGGGUACUCAAGCUAAGAAGACACACUUUGAUGGUGAGGAAGCUGGUACAUCCGUGAGUCAGCCAUCACUAAAGGGAUCACUUCAAACCUCAUCUAGUCUGCUCUUGGCUAAAAUGAGAUCAAGAAAUGCCAACACUGCCAUCACAGAUAACAGGAGUGAUGUCAACAGAGAGGUGCAAGCGUCUGGUCUCCAUGGUGGCCAACAUAGCGACCUACUCCAGGAAAUGAGGGACUUCAUAGCCACGCAAUGCAAGGUUGAUGGACAAGCCUCCACUGCAGAGAUUCUGGCCCAGUUUUCAUCUCGCUUGCCCCAAGGAGACACUGCUUUAUUCCGAUCUCUACUCCGUGAAAUAUGUGACUUUUCAAGACACCUAGGCGAUGGAUUGUGGUCUCUGAAACCAGAGUUUAGGUAGCGAGUGAACUUUGUCGUUAUUUUAUUGGUUUGAGGAAUACUCGUGAUUGUCAUGAUUGUCGUAUAUCAUUAAUUAUUUUGUGAAUAAUGAUUGUUGAAGAUUUCUGAUAAAAUGUGGUAAAAGUAUUUUAUUGUAGUAAUUAUUCGAGAUUUUACGGUACACUUAUUGGAGAUUUUACGGGGUAAAAAAGAUGGGUGGGGCUGCUGCUAUGUUGCAACUGACUGUACACAAUCAAUACUACUAGUACUCCAGAAGCCACUAGCCAAGCCGGUACUAAGCUAGCUCUCUGAAUGCAAGGUCGCAGUGCUCAGUACAGUGCAGGGCCUGUAGGCCCACCCCCCAAGCCUCCCCCCAGGAGAGUCGGAGGUUCAUCCCCUCAUCAUUCUCCCAGGAAAGGAGAGGGCCAAUCCCCUCGGCCCACCCCUCCCAGGAUAGGAGAGGGUCUAUCGCUUGAGGUCACUCCUCAGCAUUACCAGCCAGCAGUGCAAGCAUCAAUUAGUAUUAAAGAUGAGGAGUACCGGAAAGCUGCACGGAAAGUAUCUCAUCGUGUGCAGUACAACUGUAUUGCAAAGACACUUGAGCUUGGACUAAUCCUACUGCUCAUUGUUGUAGUUGUUCUUGUGAUUGUGGCUGGGAGUCUGUAGUCUGUGUCCAUGUCUGUUUUAUGUGCAUACUAACUAUGAUUUAUAUGAUUGUAUGUGGUCAUAUUAAUUAAUAUAGAUCUAGAGCGCAAAGAUCGAGGCGAUUAAUUUCUAGCAGAAAAGGAAACUCAUUCAUCAUUACUGCUGUAUUGUGAGUGCAGUAUCUUGAGUACAGGUCUAGUGAGUCACAGUGAAAUGCAUGAGGGGCCUGCCAGGAGCUUAGGAGGUGAAGCCAUAGUUAGUAUAGGUAAUGAAUAUCAUUACAAUAAAUGCAGGAGCAUUUGGGAUGUGGUUAGUUUCGCGCAUGCCCAUUGCAGCUAGCUACCUUAUCUGGAUUUGUCUCUGCUACAUCUCUUUCACUUGUCUCUGUCAACGUGGAUAGUAUGGACGUGCACAUGAAAGAUUUCCCCCCAGAGGAGGAGGGCUACUCGCAGCCCCCUGCCUACUCUGGUAGGAAAGACGGAUACACAAAUGUCCCCCAGAGAGAUUAUCGCCCCCCCUCAGGUUAUAGCGCCCCCUCCAGUUACCCCCCUUCCAGCUAUGCUCCGGCCCCCCCAGUCUUCCAGCAGCAGACCAGCAAUAACAAUGUGGUGGUGGUAGGCAACCAGCCCAGUGCCCCUCAGUCAGUGGUGCACGUGAUGGCCCCCCGUGCCUCCUCCUAUAUCUGGUUGACUGCUGUCAUGAUGGUACUCUGCUGUCUCCAUGCCAAUGUCCCUGGUAUCAUCCUCUUCAUAAUACCAGCUCUCAUCUGUGCUUGUGUUGCCCAAGACAACAACAGUGCCGGUGACUAUGAGGGUGCCAGGUCUUGUGGUAUGGCUGCCCUGUGCUGCAACAUUGUGGCCAUGGUCUACUUUGUCCUCCUAGUCCUGGCAGGAGUUGCUGGAGUACUAGUCUACUUCCUCUACAUCGUUCCACAUAUCAAUGACUUCAGCCCUGCAACUGUGUGCUGUGCCUAUAAUUAUUAUAGUCACUGCACUCGCUACUGCACCAUAUAGAUCGAGCCCUGAAACUGAAACUCAUUAGUACAGUUGCUGCGUUUAUCAAUAGCUGUACAGUAGUAGCUUUGAUUAGUGUAAGCUGAUGUAGAUUGUUGAUGUUUAUAUACGCCCACUAGAUCUAUCUUGUUAUGAUUAUUAUCAGUAUA